Solanum dulcamara is the source of this 1080-nucleotide messenger RNA. RefSeq lists its product as uncharacterized. The coding region runs from base 84 to 854 and encodes 256 amino acids. The transcript is spliced from 7 exons. NCBI's taxonomy places the organism in Eukaryota, Viridiplantae, Streptophyta, Magnoliopsida, Solanales, Solanaceae. The record is from RefSeq and is a predicted model, not a curated record. Gene Ontology annotation, molecular function: antioxidant activity.
UGUUGCCAAUUAAACAGCUGCACUAACCACACAAAAAUUAGAAAAAAAUAAUUCUUCCAUUCAACCCAAAGUGAAAGAAAAAAAUGGCAGCCAUGGCAUCUCUGCAGCAGAGUAGCCUAACACUUACAAAGUUUCCUUCUUUUUGUUCCUUCUCUUCCACUCCCAACUCCUUCAAGUUUCUUCACCCUUUCUCAUCCUCUGCUACUUCUCUCAAUGCUACUAAACCAAAACGAAUUUCUAGUUUUGUGCCUAAAGCUUCUUCUUCCACCGCUGCCUUUCCUCAAGACAUUGGUGAUCUCCUCGCAGAUGUUACAAUUUUCACUGCUACUGGUCAGUCCGUCAAGUUUGAGGACCUUUGGGAUCAAAAUGAGGGAGUAGCUGUUGUUGCACUUCUGAGGCAUUUUGGCUGUCCUUGCUGCUGGGAACUUGCUAAAGCACUCAAAGAGACAAAGGAGAAAUUUGAUUCUGCUGGUGUAAAGCUAAUUGCAGUUGGUGUUGGUGCUCCUAACAAAGCACGUAUUCUUGCUGAAAGGUUACCAUUUCCAUUGGAUUGCUUGUAUGCUGAUCCGGACCGCAGGGCAUACGAUGUUCUAAGCCUUUAUUAUGGCAUUGGACGCACAUUUUUCAACCCAGCUAGUGCUAAAGUUCUCUCUAGAUUCAAUGAACUGCGGGAAGCUACAAAGAACUACACUAUUGAAGCCACCCCUGAUGACAGAAGUGGUGUCUUGCAGCAGGGAGGGAUGUUUCUGUUCAGAGGGAAGCAGUUGUUGUACGCAUGGAAAGAUGAAGGGACCGGUGACCAUGCUCCCAUGGAAGAUAUCUUUGAUAUUUGCUGCAAAGUUCCUGUUGUAUAAAUGUCUUCAGUGACCCUUUGGUUUAGUUUUCUAAUUGUAUAUGUAUGUAAAGUUGUAACUAAAUGUUAUAUAGUGCAUAACAUAACCAUUAGUAUAUGAGAAGGAGAAGGAGAGGCAAAUAGUCCAUACCAAGUUUUGAAAAUGUAUGCAAGUAUAUUACCUGUCUAGUAUUGAAAAAUCACAAAGGUUAUAUGUUAUGGUAAAUUUUUUGUAUCAUCCUAGUUUA